AGCACAUGUCGUAGGUAGUUCAAUACAGAUAGUAAUUGAGUAGGUAGUACUCUUAUUCUACCUGACAUAUAGAAACUGGCUAAAAUGGCAACUUCUAUACCCGAAGCGCUUCGGAAUGUCAAGGCCUUGACCUUUGAUGUUUUUGGCACGGUUGUGGACUAUCGCUCGAGUGUCCACCAGGAACUCGUGAAGCGUGCCCGGGAGAAGACGACGUCUCCGACCUUCGGCACGUUGCCCGAAUCAUCGCAGGCUCGCCUAAAAGCGAUGACUGACGACGAUUGGGCCACGUUUACACAGGAAUGGAGGACGACCUACUACGUAUUUACACGGGAAUUCGUGCCUGGCAAGUCGGAGUGGAAGGAUAUUGAUACUCACUUCUACGACGCUCUGCGGGAACUGCUAGACAAAUGGGGACUGUCCGGCAUCUACGCAGACGACGAGGUGCGAUCCAUAAAUCAGAUCUGGCACAAUCUCAAACCGUGGGAUGACUCCGCGGCAGGCAUCCAACGACUAGGAACCCGAUUCGUCACAUCGACGCUGUCCAAUGGCAACCAAUCCAUUCUCAAGGAUCUCAACGAGUACGGGCGCCUAGGUUUCCGGAGAAUAAUAUCAACUGCCGACUUUGGCGCUUAUAAGCCGCACCCGAGCACAUAUUUGGGUGCAGCUAAUGCUCUUGGGUUCCGGCCCGAGGAAGUGGCUAUGGUUGCGGCUCAUCUGGGGGACCUUGCAGCAGCACGGUCGAAUGGUCUUAGAACGAUCUACGUGGAGCGGCCUAGGGAAGAAGCUUGGGGCGUCGAAGAAGACCGCUACAAGGAAGCUCGGGAAUGGGUUGAUAUAUGGGUUGCCCAAGGCGAAGAUGGCUUUCUCGAAGUAGCAAGGAGACUCGGUAUAUCCGAGUAGAAUGUGCGUAAACCCACGUAUAUACUUAGUUGAUCGAAUAUGAAACCAGGGAUUUAUCAUUCUAGCUAUUUCUUCUUUACGGUCAAGUGAGGAUGACUAGUAACCUAACUAAUCUCAUUCGAGGGCUUACG
This is a messenger RNA of Daldinia vernicosa, 1031 nucleotides long. Its product is annotated as haloacid dehalogenase. Gene Ontology annotation, molecular function: hydrolase activity, acting on halide bonds, in C-halide compounds. The record is from RefSeq and is a predicted model, not a curated record. The coding region runs from base 85 to 900 and encodes 271 amino acids. Lineage: Eukaryota; Fungi; Ascomycota; Sordariomycetes; Xylariales; Hypoxylaceae. The transcript has a single exon.